GCGGUAGUGGUGUUGGUUUGCAGGUUCUGUUCGCGAUGCCUGAGCCAGCCAAGUCGGCGCCCGCGCCCAAGAAGGGCUCCAAGAAGGCGGUGACCAAGACGCAGAAGAAGGGCGACAAGAAACGGCGCAAGAGCCGCAAGGAGAGCUACUCCAUCUACGUGUACAAGGUGCUGAAGCAGGUGCACCCGGACACGGGCAUUUCUUCUAAGGCUAUGGGCAUCAUGAACUCCUUCGUCAACGACAUCUUCGAGCGCAUCGCCGGCGAGGCGUCGCGCCUGGCGCACUACAACAAGCGCUCGACCAUCACGUCGCGGGAGAUCCAGACGGCCGUGCGGCUGCUGCUGCCCGGCGAGCUGGCCAAGCACGCCGUGUCCGAGGGCACUAAGGCCGUCACCAAGUACACGAGCUCCAAGUAAGCUGCUUCUGCGCUCGGCGCCGGACCCUCUCACCCCAAAGGCUCUUUUAAGAGCCACCCAUC
This is a messenger RNA of Rhea pennata, 478 nucleotides long. Its product is annotated as histone H2B 5. NCBI's taxonomy places the organism in Eukaryota, Metazoa, Chordata, Aves, Rheiformes, Rheidae. Gene Ontology annotation, cellular component: nucleosome. Bases 36 to 416 code for a protein of 126 amino acids. Gene Ontology annotation, molecular function: protein heterodimerization activity; DNA binding; structural constituent of chromatin. The record is from RefSeq and is a predicted model, not a curated record. The transcript has a single exon.